AUCGGCUGCUGUUGCUUCUUAUUAAGAGGUUUGACUCCGAAGAUGAUCGGGGAAAGCUGAUGUAAUGAUUACGUUAGUGAUCACAAUUUGCUAAUCACUAGAAUGAGAAUGAUUAGCCAAUCGAUCAGUUCCGAUGGAAACACUGAGGAGGCGAGGCGGCGGAGGACAUUGCCGGCGGGUCCAGCUUUCUCCUCGCGUUCAUCGUGACCCGUCAGCUUCGAAGAUGGCCUCUAGCGACUAUGUCCAGAGACUUAUCGCUCAAUACCUGGCUCAUAGUUACCCAUCUGCGCUCCCUUCAUUUCUCGAAGCGACUCAUCUUGAACACUUAGAAUUGAAUGGUCAAGAUGCACCUGAUACCGAUUUACGAACCAUCGUGGAGGACUACUACCUCUCGACGAAGCUUCCGAAACAGCUGGACAGUGUAGAGAUCUCGACCCAUGAGAGAGAUUCACUGGGUCAAGGAUGGAAGGGCUGGACAGCGAAGGAUAUCGCAGGGAUCAAGUUGGAUCCCGAUGUCAAACUUGGAGGCGUGAUCAGAAGUAUCGACGGGAUCAGUGCUGCCAAUUUGUUGACUGUCAUGUUGGCGAGAAUACCGUAUCGAGAGUUUGACACAGCGUCUGCCGAAUACAGAGCUCGAUUCCAGCUCGACAUCGUCACUACGUCGGUCGACAAGACGAUCAAGUUUAUCAAUCAUGUGUCCGGGGAGGUCUCUAGGAUUCUGCAACCCCACCAAGCCGCUAUUCUAGCGUUCGACGUUCACCCACUGAACCCGCGGUAUCUAGUCACAGGCUCGAUGGACGGGACUACCAUUCUCACCGACCUUAUCACGCUGCAGCCACUCCAAACAUUCAGAUCAAACAAGUUUGUUGUCAGAGUAGCGUUCUCGCCCUGUGGUCGAUUCCUCGCGACAGCGUCCUACGAUCGAGAUAUCGUCAUUUAUCAAGCAUCCUCCUCUCAUUCAGCUCCGCCGCAGAUGCAGGACGAAGACGACGAUGAUCACAUGCUGCUACUUGACGAGCUUGAUCAUCCGGACCUAGCUUGUGAUCCCGCACUACGCUACGAACCUGUCAAACGGAUUACUUGCGAUUCGAACCCUGAAUCUAUCCUCUUUCAUCCAGCUUCCACUUGGCUCAUGUACACCCUGCGAAACGCGUAUCAGAUGUUUUACGUUCGCUUACCGGACCCAUCAGAGGAUAUAUCGGUCGUGACUUCAUCCUCCUGGGAGACUCGAACGAAAAGCUUCAAUCCGUCGCAAUACGAUACACACGUCUCGUUCUCCGUCCUCAAUAUGAUCCUUCACCCGUCUGGAAAGCUCGUGGCAUGUCAAACGGGAGAUCAUCGAGGAACGUCCGGAGAGCGAGUCUUACUGUACGGCGUCGAGCCGGAGGAGACUGAACGCCUGGGAUGUUUAUGGACGGGUUCGGAGUCUGACGACUUUGUACUGCCCCGUAUGGCCUGGAUACCAGAUGGCUCGGGGAUCAUUACAACCUCGCCGAAUGGUUAUCUCAACCUCUUAUCGUUAGACGGCACAACUCGAUCCAGUGUCAAAGUUCACGGAGGCACCACGCAACUCGGUCAAGCUUCAAGUCAGGUCGUCAGGGACAUUGCAAUGUUGCAACAAGCCGAUGGAACAUGGUCAGCCGUUAGUGUAGGGUACGACAGGCAAAUCAGGUUCACCAGAUAGCCCUCUGGACGGAUGUAGUACAGUAUGCA
Messenger RNA from Kockovaella imperatae, 1713 nucleotides. Its product is annotated as WD40-repeat-containing domain protein. Bases 134 to 1684 code for a protein of 516 amino acids. Lineage: Eukaryota; Fungi; Basidiomycota; Tremellomycetes; Tremellales; Cuniculitremaceae. Gene Ontology annotation, molecular function: protein binding. The transcript has 6 exons. The record is from RefSeq and is a predicted model, not a curated record.